Rhodamnia argentea is the source of this 1751-nucleotide messenger RNA. Its product is annotated as transcription factor MYB101-like. Lineage: Eukaryota; Viridiplantae; Streptophyta; Magnoliopsida; Myrtales; Myrtaceae. The transcript is spliced from 4 exons. The record is from RefSeq and is a predicted model, not a curated record. The coding region runs from base 287 to 1507 and encodes 406 amino acids.
UGGUUCUAGCGGUGCUGGUACUGGCAGUGGUGGAGGUGGACCGGUGCUGAAGAAGGGGCCAUGGACGGCUGCGGAAGAUGCGGUGUUGAUCGAGCAUGUGAAGAAGAAUGGAGAGGGGAAUUGGAAUUCAGUGCAGAAGAACACGGGUCUGGCCCGGUGCGGCAAGAGUUGCCGGCUCCGGUGGACCAACCACCUCCGACCCAACUUGAAGAAAGGCUCUUUCACUCCUGAGGAAGAGAGGUUGAUCCUCAAGCUGCAUUCUCAGCUCGGCAACAAAUGGGCCCGCAUGGCUACCCAGCUACCUGGGCGAACAGACAACGAAAUAAAGAACUAUUGGAAUACAAGAAUCAAGCACCGCAUCCGCCAAGGCCUCCCUCUGUAUCCUCACGACAUCGCUCCUGAACAUCUGCCGUCUUCAUCGGUACCGCGGGCGAUGGAGCCCCGAUCGAACACAGCAACCCAGCUUCACACACAGGCCCCAAUCCAAAUCCUAACCCAACCAAGACACACCAGCCAAGACCUGCCACAGAUUCCCAGCAGCAUGCUUCUCUCACCACAGUAUUCUCAGCAUUAUCUCAAAUCGAGCUUCAACAAUGGUCUCUUCUACCCCUCCCCCUCUCUUGCUUGUCCCGCAAGCACAUUCACCAAUACUCACACCACUCCAGUUCUCGCAUCCUCUCCUCUCCAGUUGAAUGGUACUUAUGAAGACACUUCCGGGUUUUCACUCUCUUUUCUGCCCAUGUCACUCGGUUCUUCUCCGUUUCCAUCUGUUCCUACACCAACCCAGUUGCCUAGCAUGGGUUCUUUUCAAUUUAGUCCACUGAGCUGCAAUGUGAGUUCACCUCAGUAUGUGCAGACUCAGCUGGAUUCAGACAGAUACUUGCCAUCCGUUUCAAACUUUCCCUCAAAAUCAGAGCUCCCUUCAAGCCAAUUGUACCUAUCCCAAACUGGACAACCAGAGACCGACGUGAAGCGGAGACGGGGUGUGUAUCGCAGUGGUAGUGGGUUAUUGGAGGAUUUGCUGGAGGAGGCUCAAGCACUAUCUAAUGAAAACCCACAGACGCAAAGCUUCAUGAACUUGCAACCGGAGAAGCUUGACUUCUCCUUGAGGUCUGGUUGUGAUUGGGAUGUUGGAAGCUCUGUCAAUGCCUCUGCAGCGAACUUGGGCCAUUCCCAUUCUGAGAUCGACACUCGCAUAGGUUUUGGUUUGCCUUUGGCACAAGAAGGAACCAACGUCGAAAAAGAUGCUGCACAGCAGAUCUACUCCAUGGAAGAAGAAGAUUUCUCGAAGUUGCUUAAUGCCGUCCCUUCGACCCUUCAGAGAGGGAAUCUGGGGCAUUCCACCCUUGACAUCGACACUUGUUACGCUUCCACCGGGGCAGAUAUAACCAUGGGAGGGCUCGAGAUGCAGCAACAGAUAGCACCGUCACUUCCAGCCAGUACUGCUGUCGACAAUGAAAGAACUCCCGGCCCCAGCUCUUGGGACAACUUACCCGGAAUUUGUUGAGGCACAUGCGAGAAUGACAAAAAAGCUGUUCGACGAUUCGCCUUUUUAAGAAAAUCGUCUAAAUUGGGCUUUAGAGGGGCUUAUUACCUAUCAUAUCAAUGGUACAUUGAGCUGAUGAAACUGAUAUUGGCUAUAUCUGGAAAAAAACUACACCUUUUUGGACUGUAUUAUCAUAAUAUGUCUGUCUUCUUACUUCCUAAAGACCUUAUGAUGUGUAUAAUCCUAUCUAAUGUCAUGACUUCUA